AACAACGAGAGGACGCUUCUUCUUGUGGGCUGUUUCAAUGCUAGCAUGCUAUAUUGGCCCGGUAGCUAAUGUAGCCAGUGUUUACCAUCACAACACACAAUACAGUGAUGUGACCACAGCUCUUUGUUAUAUUGAAGCGGAAACCCCGGAAGCAAGUACAGAAAAUGUCUGCCUCUCUGUGCGAGACCAUGAGUGAGACUUUGAUUGAGGCGACACAUUGGGGGAACGGCCCUGAUGAUGAUCGAAUCAAGAAUGCAGUGGUGGUGUUGACCAGACUCCCAGAGUAUAAGAUCAGCGCUCUACGGCCCCCAACGCCUCCGCAGUUCUACAGUGAAGACGAGUCCCUCAGCAGCUCGGACUCCGAUAUGCAGGUGGAGCCCGGAGAUGAUAGUGACUCAGAUUAUUCCGUGUCAAACAACAAAGUGAACACGGUAAGGAGGGAAGCACCGAGAGCACAAGCAGCGUCAACAAGCGGCAACCACAACGGGCCCGAAGUGAUGCCCGCCCCAAGCUUUGACCCUGAAUCAAAGGUCCGUCCUAACUUGCCAGAGGAAGAGCUCAACGUGGGCAUGGUGGUGCUGGCCAGGAGGAGGGCCAUGACGUGGCAGCGGGGGAAAAUACUGGAAAUAGUGACAAAGGAAGAUGGACGGUUAAAGUACAAAGUUGGUUUUGAAGAAAAGGGGAAGAGCCUCGUCUCUGGACACCACAUCGCCUCCGACCGAACACCGACGCUGGAGCAGCUGUAUAUCGGCGCUCCUGUGGUGGUCCAGGUUCAAACCAUCAAUCCCCUGUUCCAGCCUGGUAUCUUAGCAGAGCUCCCAAGUAGAAAGAACCACUUAAGGUUCUUGGUCUUUUUGGAUGAUCACACACCGGUCUAUGUUAGUUUACCUCUCAUUCACCUGGUGUGCCGACCAUUGGAGGACGUCCUGGAGAGCCUUCCUGACGACAAUCACAGGUGUUUCAUGAAGCGGUACCUGAAGGACUGGCCCUUCCCACAUUCAACCCAGUACAAAGUGGGACAGACCGUGCACGUCGAGCUGAAUGGAGUCCAAACCAGUUGUGAGGUGCAAGAGGUCGACUGCAGCUUGAUACUGGUGAAAUUUGAGACGAGUCACCUCGAGCAGUGGAUCUACCGCGGCUCUGUAAGACUUCAGCAACACAUGGGAAGGAUAUUGGAUUCAAGAGAAUGAAGGGAAGUGAUUUCUGAAUAAAGGCUGCCAGAAACAGGAAAAUAAAUAUGAUUCAUCAUGAGCAAUUUUACAUAAAAUUUAACAUUUUUCCAAUCAUGCUAUACGUUUUUUGGAAGCUGGAACAACAUAACAAGGGAAUAAGGAGGUUAUGAUUUCACCCCUGUCCUUUUUUUUUGUUUGGUAAAUUGUUUCCAGCUAAAUUUGACAAAAGAAUUCAAUGAAAUCCCAUCAAAUUAGGUGGAAUGAUGGAACGUGAGUCAAGAAAGAUCCCAUUCAAGUGGAUUUGCACUAUUUAAUAUUGCAUUUUAUUGAAAUUAGUAGUAUUGUUUGUUACAAAAUUCUACAUUGUUUAUUGGCUCAAUUGUCAGCCCCAUUUAAAGAACUGUAUUAAACAUCCCAUUUUUUCAAUCCUUA
Pleuronectes platessa (European plaice) is the source of this 1604-nucleotide messenger RNA. Its product is annotated as histone-lysine N-methyltransferase SETDB1-B. NCBI's taxonomy places the organism in Eukaryota, Metazoa, Chordata, Actinopteri, Pleuronectiformes, Pleuronectidae. Gene Ontology annotation, molecular function: histone H3K9 methyltransferase activity. The record is from RefSeq and is a predicted model, not a curated record. Gene Ontology annotation, biological process: heterochromatin organization; negative regulation of gene expression. The transcript is spliced from 7 exons. Gene Ontology annotation, cellular component: nucleus. Bases 165 to 1190 code for a protein of 341 amino acids.